AGUCUUAGAAUUCUGUUUUACAUAUGUGGACCAAGUUUGGAGACGAUCCUUCCAUAAAUAUAGAAAAUAGAUUUUGACCGAUAAGGUCCCCUUAAAAAUACAUCGUCAAUCAGAAACAUGGAGCCAGUAAUUAUUCAGUGCCAAUUUAUUAGUAAUUAGGACCCAAAAGUUGUAGUAUAAAAAAUGUAUGUUCUUGUAUUUGGUAAAUGUGAUUAGGUUUUGUUACUUAGUAGCAAAUUAACUGUUUCACCCCCUUGCACUCCUUUUUAUUCACCUCCCACUACAGUGUUUUUCAGUUGAAAAUUAUUUACUUGAUAAUUUUUGGCAAAUAGGUUAUUUAGAGAUAAAUUAUUUGUAUAACUCCAAGCAUGACUCGACAUUCUCGCAACUGCACUGCCAGUUCUGUUUACUCAUACCAUGAGAAGAAAAGAGAUGCUGAUGCCUCAGGGUAUGGGUCAUUAGCUGCUAGGUAUGGCAAGGAUGGCAUCAAGGACUUUGACUGCUGUUGUCUAUGUCUCCACCCCUGCAAAGAUCCUCUUGUAUCCUCUGAGGGCUACUUAUUUGAUAGAGAAGCUGUUCUUGAGUACAUCAUCAGCAAGAAGAAUGAAAUUAGAAAAAAGCUAAAAGAGUAUGAGAAGCAGUGCAAGAAGGACCAGGCUGAACUGCACGAGUUGGGUGCUGCAGAGGAGCGUAGCAGACUUCAGAAGUUUCUGCAGAGCCAGGACCAUCCUGCCAGCAGCAGCAGUGCCAUCUCAUCAGCAGCUGGCAGCAGCAGUGGCAGUGCUACCAAAGAUGCAGACUGCCCAUCCAUCAGUAACAUGAAGGGAGAUCUGGCCAAAAAACUGCCCAGCUACUGGAUUCCUUCCCUCACCCCCGACAACAAACAGACACGGAUACCUAAACCUGUUGACAAGGUUUUAUGCCCAAUGAGCAACAAGCCUCUGAAGAUGAAAGAUCUGGUGCCUGUUAAAUUCACCCGCAUCGACCCUAACGCCUCGUUCUCUUCACUGGAGGGCCACAAGGAGCGUUACAAGUGUCCCGUGACGGGUGACGUGCUGCGUAACGCUGUGCCGUGCGCCGUGCUGCGCCCCACGGGUGACGUCGUCACCAUGGAGGCCGUGGCCGUCAUCAGACGGGACAUGAAGCACCCGUUGACGGGCCACACCCUGACGGAGCGAGACAUCAUCCCUCUGCAGCGGGGCGGCACGGGCUUCGCUGCCGCCAACGAGACGCUGGCGGGCAAGAAAGCGCGACCUGUGAUGCAGGCUUAACCUGGACCCUGGACCUGUGAUGCAGGCUUAACCUGGACCCUGGACCUGUGAUGCAGGCUUAACCUGGACCCUGGACCUGUGAUGCAGGCUUAACCUGGACUCUGGUUCAACCCGAACACUAAGGAGAAGUGUCCUGAAAUUCGAUCGUCCCAAACCAUAAUGCAAUUUCCCAAAAAUUACGAGGUUCCACAAAGUAAUUCUAUUAAGUUCAUCAAGUAAAUCUAGGUUAAGA
Hyalella azteca is the source of this 1503-nucleotide messenger RNA. Its product is annotated as nitric oxide synthase-interacting protein homolog. Gene Ontology annotation, molecular function: ubiquitin protein ligase activity. Gene Ontology annotation, cellular component: nucleus. The record is from RefSeq and is a predicted model, not a curated record. NCBI's taxonomy places the organism in Eukaryota, Metazoa, Arthropoda, Malacostraca, Amphipoda, Hyalellidae. The transcript is spliced from 6 exons. The coding region runs from base 369 to 1271 and encodes 300 amino acids.